Molecule: messenger RNA, 2884 nt
Organism: Hevea brasiliensis (rubber tree)
Lineage: Eukaryota; Viridiplantae; Streptophyta; Magnoliopsida; Malpighiales; Euphorbiaceae
Exons: 3
Coding region: 1-2664 (887 amino acids)
Source: RefSeq, a predicted model, not a curated record
AUGGCUGCACCUCCAAGCAAAAACUCUUCUUCUUUCUUUCCAAUACCUAGCAGGCCAUCUAAUCCAAGAAACUCAGAGGUUGACAACCCCAUUAGGAGGAGUUUUAGCGGAAGCCCAUUUACGAAACCUUCUAUUAUUACGAGUCAAAGGCCCGGCUUUAACCCCAAUACUCCCGCUAAUAGUCCGUUAGAUCAUCCUCGAAGAAGCUCCAUUGGCAGAGAAAAUAUAGUAGUGUCCUUGCAUGAUUCCGAGGACAAAGAAAACAGUAAAGAUCAAAAUUUGAAGCAGGCCAGAGUUCGAUCGCCAGCUUCUUCAAAGGGUACGAAGAACUUCAUGUCUCCAACAAUCUCUGCAACCUCAAAAAUAAAUGCAUCCCCAAGAAAGAAAAUCCUGACUGAGAGGAAUGAGCCAACUUGUACUUCUGUUUCAUUCUCUGAUUGUAAAAACCCUGUGAAGGAAGAUUUGGAUUUGAAGCCUGAAAAAGGUUUGAAUCAGAAGAAAGAGGUCUCAUUUGAUCCAACAAUCACUUAUUUGGAGGAUAAGGACACCUCAAAAAGUAAUGAAGAUUUUGAUUCUAUGGUACAUUCAAGUACUAAAGAUGAUUGGGAGUUACCAGAAAGUAUAACUGUGGAAAAGGGUUGGAGGUCUCACUUCAGUCAGAAGGAGGAGGUCUCACUUGAUCCAACAAUUACUCGUUUGGAGGACAAAGAUAACUUGACACAUAGUGAAGAUUUUGAUUCUAUGGUACCUUUUUCAAUUACUAAAGAUGAAUGGGAUUCGUUAUCAGAAAGUGCAGCUGUUGAAAAUGAUUGUGUUAAUCUUGAUCCAAGUUUUAAGAUUAGUCCAAGGGCCUGUCCUUUGGCACCUCUUGAUGCGGAUCCAUCAUUGCCUCCUUACGAUCCCAAGACUAAUUACCUCUCGCCAAGGCCUCAAUUUCUUCAUUAUAAGCCUAACCCACGAAUCCAGCUGUAUCUAAACAAGGAAAGAGAUGGCAAGCAGCUUGAGGAGAGUUCUGCAUCUGAAACUUCAGAUGCUGAAAUUACAGAAGAAGAAACCCUGUCUGAUUAUUCCCAGAAAGAAUCUGAAGAUGCUUCGUCAGGUGAUGUGGUGAACAAAGAAGAAGAAGAAGAAGAAGAGCUGCUUGUGUCUGGACCAAAUCCCAUGAGUGUAUCUGAGGAGGUUGCUGAAGCAAAAAGGGUGUCUAAGCGACAUUUCUUUACAAAAACAAAGUUCAAUGCUUUGCUUUUGAUCCUGGCUAUUGCUUGUUUGUGGGCCUCAGUCACUAAUUCACCAGUUAUGGACCCUUCUAUACUUAAUAAUUUAAGCUUCCCUAAUCCGUAUGUGCCACCUGAAAUCUCAGAAUUCAUCAGAGACAAUUUGGAAGGUCUAGCUCAGAAGUUUCGGCAAUGGAUAUAUGAUUCUUUCUCUUAUAUUAAUAAUCUGAUCUUCAGCUUCAGAGAAUGGCUCAAACCUGGUCCAUUACAGUUUGCCAACUUGACCACUUUGCUAGAGGAUAGCUUGGUUGAUAAUAAUUGCCUUUUGGGGGAUGAUAGUCCCUUUGGUGCAGCAGUCAAGUACGAAAGGAAUGAGUUAAGGCUGCCAAGGGAGGGAGAGGUUAAUAUUAAAUCAUUGGAAGAAGAGGAGGUUCAACCAAUUGAAGCUGAUGAGAACAUUGAAGAACUAGAAGGAGAUGAGAAGGAAACUGAUGAGAACGUUGGAGAACUAGAAGGAGAUGAGAAGGAAACUGAUGAAAAUAUUGAAGAAUCUGUAGAAGAAGAAAAGAAUGACCAAGAAUAUGAGGAUGAAGUGAUUGCAGCACAUGACAACCUUGAUGUUUCAGUGGACGGUAGUGUUCUGGAAUCUGAAGAAGUAAAUAUGACUCUGCAGACUGAAGUGACCAAACCCAGUAAUACAACUACAGAGGUGACCCAAAAAAGUGUGGAAACUUCUGGUAGCAUUGGUGAGCUGCAAAGUAAAAGAGAUGUUGUAAACCUGCCAGUUCCAAUCUCACAGGCUGCUGAAAUUCAGACAGAAGACUCUUAUUCUGUACAACCUCCAGCUGAAAAUGAUAAGAGUUCAGCUGAAACGGAGUUCUCCAUAGCAGGGAACAAACCUAAAAGCUUAGAUUCAUAUUCUGCAAUGAAGUAUCCAAAGCGUUCAGAAUCAGUGGACUUGCAGCUAGUCAAGGGUAUUUCCUUGCUUGUUUUGGGUCUACUUGCAGCUUUUGCUUUCACUCAUGUGAAGAAUAAAACAUCCACCAGACCAAAUGUCGCAAUUACAAUAGAUGAUCAAGCGCCACUGACCAAGAAACUGGAUUACAGUCCCCUGUCAGUGACCGCGGCACACACAUUCCAGGAGAGGACAACAGAGGUUGAAACAGUUGGAGAGUCAUGUCCAUCAGAAAUGAGUAGUUUCGAGUACAUCUCAUCUUAUAGCAAGGAAGGAAAGAAAGGGACAAGAGAAGCUCAUAGCCAUGAAAGGAAGCCUCGAAAGAACUCCAAGAGAGAAUCUCUAGCUUCAUCCGACUACUCUACAGGGUCACUGUCUUAUGGAAGUUUUACCACAUAUGAGAAAAUUCUCAGCAAGAAUGGAAAUGGAGAAGAAGAGUUUUUUACUCCAGUUAGGCGCUCUAGCAGAAUCAGAACCCAUGUCACUUCUCCAUGACACAAAUGCAGAAGAAGUUCAAGUGACGCUACGUCCUCCCUGUUGUGCAGUGCUUGUUUUUUAUUUUGACUGUUUAUAGUUAUGUAGUUCUGGUUGCUAGUUUAAUCCAAUUUGAACUUAUUUUAUAGGCAUAUAACUAUUGUGCCUUUUCUCUGUACCUUGCAUUCUUUUGCAUUGUUUUAUAGUGUGAAGUUCCAGUAAUUCUGAUUGCAUUCUUUUA